GUACCCAAGAUUCCGUCACGGCCGACGGCGGAAGGCCCUUCGUGAAGCGUUGAAGUUCCAUCUCUGCCAUCCUACGCAUACGACUCGGAAAACUUUCAAGCGUCCUCUCGUCACUCCCGCUUGCGCAGACAGAAUAUGCUCACGGCAGCCCCGGACUUUCUGCGCAGCAUCACCAUCAUGGCCUGUCCCAAAAUCACCGCCACCUGCUCGCUCUGUCUGACCUCAAGGCUGCGAACGUCUCAUUUACUCUGUAUCCCGCGGCUUAACACUCGCGUGCAAGGCCAUACAUUCACCUGGUAUCGCCUGAUGCUCUUCUUCACGGCCAAGGUCGCUCUGUCGUGGAUCGACGACAUUUCGAAUUCGUGCACACCUAGACUGCCCGCAAAACGGUCUAUGCUGAGCCUGGACAUACCAUCUCUGCGACUCUCUGCAGCUGCGAUCCCCACAAAAAUGAUGGUCGCAGACCUGGGUCUCGAGUCGGGACGUGUGUUGGCGAUUGGCACGCGAUAGUCAUUGGUCAGCGUGCCUCCGUUCCCAUGGCGGCGCUACUUGAAACCGGUCGUCGCCCUCCACGCAUUCGCCACAGAUGCAAACGCGUUUAGCACGGGACAAUGAUGGCUAAUCCCCUUCGUGUCGAUCGUGCACAUUGGCCUCGAGAUCUUCGUGCUUGCAUGCGCUCGUGUAAACUUGGUCGCACCUGAGCUCAAUGCUAUCUGUUCGUACCU
Molecule: messenger RNA, 725 nt
Organism: Phanerochaete carnosa HHB-10118-sp
Lineage: Eukaryota; Fungi; Basidiomycota; Agaricomycetes; Polyporales; Phanerochaetaceae
Exons: 1
Coding region: 178-510 (110 amino acids)
Source: RefSeq, a predicted model, not a curated record